UGUGUUUGGCAUCUCAUUACGCGAGCUCCACACGUGUUGGUAGGUUCGCCUUCGCAGCCGCCUGUCACACGUCACCUCUUUUGUUACCGAAAAUCAAUUAAUUAGCCCGUGUUUGGAGUCGUAGACGUGUGCGGGGGACCAUGCCCAAGUUCCGCCAGCGAGUGGCGCUUUGUUCCUUCCUCUCCUAAGUUACUUUCCUUACCAGAGCGGUACGAUCGUGUGGAGAGGCGACAGGACCUUUCUGAGAAGGCUUCUGAGGUGUCUCUGCGGCGUGAAGUUUGCCAGAUUUGCAGUGGUGUGUAACGCGCGGACGUGAUUUGUUGUCUCGGACGGGGGCAGGUACGGCAACCGAAGACGCUCCGGUGUUUUCGUCGUAGACAACAAGUCUACAGUGUCUGUCCUGUGAUCGGGACUGACUGUUUUCAGUUCCCGCGACUACUGGAGAACUUGUGCGGCGGUGUUGAACAUUCCUGCACGGUGUGUUUACCAUGUAAACUGCCCCCUCACGAGAAGUACUAGCAGGCCGACCCAAGGUGCGUAGGACGGCGGCCGGGAAGACUUAAGCAUGCGGCCGUUGCGGACUGCCUCGCCAGCGGCGACGACCCUGCUACUAUGGACAUUCUGGCUGGGAGCCUCGGCUACUAGAUACUCCGAGGACCAGUGCGACUGGGCCGGAAGUGGUCUGACGCAGCAGCAAGAAUCCAAGAGUGUGCAGCAGGUGUACUUCCGAUGUGUGGAAGGGACGCUCGAAUGGAAAUAUCCACGCGGAGCGUUACGGAUUGUUCUCGAGCACGGAACGUCGGGAAGAGACUUUAAGGGAUGCGUACAAGCAGACCGGACGUUUAGUGGUGCCAAUGUUUAUCUCGAAGAAGGUGAAAAUCUAAAACUGAUAAUCCAAGACGGAGAGUCUUCUGACAAUCUUGAAAGACUAAGAUGUUUUAGUUCAAGAAAAGGAAGAACGGCUCUAUAUGUAGAAGCUGCUGCACACCUGUCUGGGGCAGAGGCUGUGGUCAGAAGAGCCGUGACUUUGAAAUAUGAACUUCAGCUGGUCACUCAAAGACAUUUUCGGGAUAAUGACUUUGAAGAGUGCCGGCCAUGCAAUGACACUGAGCUGAUGACAGCUUUCUGUAGCAGUGACUUUGUCGUGAAAGCAAGGAUCAAGUCAGUGACAAACAAUGCCGACACCAAGGAAUCCACGCUGGAGCUCUCGGCAAGCCAGGUGCUGCGUCAGAAGGAGAGCAUCUUUGUGGCCAACAGCCACGGUCACCACCACGGCCUGGUGCGGACGCCGCUCAAGUGCGGAGUGCAGCAGGGGGAGGGACAGUUCCUGAUCACGGGAAGCAUUCACUUUGGGAAGGCGCGGCUGGGCUGUGCACCUCGGUUCAAGGAAUUCAAGAAGUUGGCAGAAUAUGCCACCAGGACAGGAAGGAACAUGUGUAACAUGGAGGAGGUGAUCACUGGAAAGGAUGAUCUAUGACCUGUUCUGUGGCCUCCACAGGAACCAUCCCACCCCCCUCACCCUACCCUGCUGCUGUGCAGCUGAGCAAAAAAGUGGCCCAGUUCUUAUAUGGAAGUGAUUCAACAGGUGAUAUUUUUGCUCCCAGUACAAAGACUCGAAAGAGGAUACUUGCUAUCACUUUACAACUAUACCAUGACCCUUUGCUACUGCAAAUUUUUGUCCUUUCUUCCUCCAUGUUGCACUCAUGGAGAAACAUUUACGGAGGCAAAACUUGGUCACCCUUGCCAAACAUGGAAUGUUUGUGCACCAUAUGUAACAAUCUGAUGGGACAGUUUGGGCACAAGGUCGUCACUCCCUGCAGUAGAGGUCACCUUGGCCCAGGACACACAUUUGGUACGGCCAUCUUUUGUGACCUUAUGACGACCUUCAGUGCAACUUCCGCCCAAAUAUUAAAUGAUAAAGUAAACACCCCUAGAGGUGUAUGGCCCCGGCCACCUUUCAGCAAGAUACAGUUCCCAGGAUGAUUCUGGAUGGAGUAUUUCCCCACCUCAGAAUGCCCAGGAUACAUCUGGACCUAAUCAAGGGCCACAAGACUCCUUUGUUUAUGUCUGCUGCCAAGACAAGCAAAGAAAAGCCAAUGUCUCAAUUUAGGGUUCAGUUCAGUGAAACAGUGACUUAAUUUUGUGAUCCCCUGGUCUAAAAGGUGACAUUGACCAAUAUCAAGUACACUGUCAUUAACACAAACACACCCCAGAAACACAUUGAAGUAGUUGGCUUGGGAGAGAGAGGUCUAGUCUCAGCCAAUGGGAGAACAGUUUACUUUAGCAGCAGCAUUUCUAGUUGUUAUGGCUAGAGGCAUCAUGGGUAACCUGAUGGUUGCUAGGCAACCCCAUAGGAUAAUGACUUCUCCAUAACUAUUGGAUGCCAAUCUUUAUGGUUUUCAGAUCUAUCAUUGUCAUCUCAAACAAGGAAAAUUAAACCACUUCCAUGUAUAGGAACUUACUUAUGUGAAUAAUGAUUAUGUCCAGCACAGCUGAAGAUAAUUGCAGCUUUGGUCACAAUCUCCUAUUACAAUACAAGUGAAAUACUGUAAAAUGCUGAAAAACUGGCAAUGCUGAAUCAAAUUAUUUUGGAGGAAGAUUCAAACUGGCAGAGCAUCAUUCUAGAGAACUGUGUACAUUAUUACGUGGCUAGGAGAAAUGUUAGUACAAAAGUGUUAACAAAACUGCCGCAUUUACCAAAAUGCAACAGUUGCCAGGUUUUCCCAUUUUACAGUGCCUUCUGUAUAUUAAUGUAAAUAGGUGGAAAACCACAGAUAAUCUAUUACGUUUUACCUGUAAAUAAUAUCCUAGAUUUUAUCAAUCAGUUUGCAAUCAUAACUGCACAUGGUGAGAAAAUCACUGAUGCUUUCAAUUCCGUUGUCUUUUAAAUCCUCCGCAUUUUAAUAGUACCACGUCAUGUUGUAAAGAGAAAAGACAAUGAUGUUUUAACUAUCCACACUUUGUAGAUACCUUUGUUUGCAUUUAAGAAGAGAUUUUGUGCAAUACAUACUCUUUCUGGAAAAUAUUGCUGUUGUAAAAGACAACAUCAUUCAUUACUGCUGAAAUGUUAUCCUUGUCAAAAACAUACUUGCAAGAUCAAAAUGUAAUAUACCAUUAUCAUACCCCCCCCCUUUUAAGCCAUAAAAACUUGAUUUUAUGGGUCACAGCUAUAGAAUUAAAUCUGUGUGGCCUGGACAUUGGCAUUAGGCAGUACAAGUGUUGUGUUGACUUCUAUCACACAAUAAACUGAUGUGAUAGAUGUAAAGGAACAGAAUAUUUUGUAUUGUAGUAUUAAAUUGAGAGACAUGUUUGGAUAUUCUGAAAUCAUGACAGGAAAAGCAUCAUUUGUCAUCAUCACUUGUGAUAUGGUGUAGACGUAAUGCCAACAGACUUACAACUUCAUGACCAAUGGCUAAGCUUAUCUCUAAAGAUAAGACAGCUGUGCAUUGCUGAUUACAGAGAUCAUGGUGGUCAGUUCCUGUUGAAGUUGAACCACACACAGCUUUAUGCCAAUGUUCAAUCUCACAUUGUGAUUUAGAACUCCUUGCUCCUUGUAUCAUAGUGUACACAUCUUUGUCUGUAAUGACCACCAAACAAUAUGUUAUGCUGCUGUUGUGUUAAAAGGCAUAAUUAGAUGUUGGCAAUCAUGAUUUGUAAUUCUAGACAGCUGACUAGAUUAGCCUAGUUUGUGUAGAAUUCUGUUUUAGAUUAUUCUACUGAAGAAGGCCUGCAUUGUAGCUUAUUCAUGGUCCCAGCACAAGGAUACAGGAAACAGAUUAGGCAUCAAAUUCUUCAUGUUUAUUGGUUACCGGAAAGGUUGACGUAAAACCCUUAACGCCCCGGGCUAACCGGUAACCCCGAAAGUGGAAGGAAAUCAUCAACGUUGCUGACAUGCUGCUGAAAUUUUUGGAGAACUUGAUAAGGACAUCAUCAGUUAUUUUCUGAAUCAUCGGUUUCAUGGGGUAGUUUUUAAAAGCUUAUAUUGGAAGAUUUCUUGGAAACUAAAUUAUGUGCAUAUGGUACUGUAACUAGACACACAGAUAUUAGGAUUAUUUGAAAAAUGAAUGAUGCUUUCAUGGGAUUUUUGGAUUUUGUACAAACACCCCAUGAAAACAUCUGUUUGUCUCCCAGCUAAAUUUACUCGAGUCUUUGAUUUUUUUUCCACUAAUUUGACAGAAAAAAGGAAGAGCUUUAGUUUUGUCACAUUUUAUGUGGAUCAGGGUCGUUUAAUUACCGGCUCUCAUUUGGAACAUGUUUCCUUGUAUGCAACAAACAACCAGAGACGACGAAGGAUUUUCAACCAUUUUGAACCCAAAUGUUUUAUUUCCACACCUGGUAGCAUACAUCACUAGACCGUGGGAAAGAGAAGUCAGAAACCCAUGGUGGUAGAGGGGAGGGAGCUUAGGGCCCUCAUGCCCUUAUUGGGAACCAGGACCUUUUUGGACCAGACCAUUUGUGAUUUAGGAAGACAGUAUCUGGACGUAUCGCACAAAAGGAGCUAUCUUUCUAAAUAUGCCGUUCUAAAAAAGCUCAUUGUGCAAAAUGUAUAGAAAUUAUACACCAUCUGUGCUCUCUUGUGCUGGUGCCAUGAUAUAUUUAAAGCCUAAUCAUCGACAAUGUUACAAAGUUUUCUACACUGCCAUUUUCUUCAUUGAGCUUUUGUAUAAAAAAAUUUGUUCAUUAGAAGUGUGUGGUGUAAUGGGACCACUUGUUUUAGCAAGAUUUUAUAUUCCAAUACAAAUUGUAAGUUAUUUGCAUAAGCGAUACAAUCAUAUGAAUGUACAUGAUAAUGUUUGCCAUACUUGUGUCACUCAUUGAGAAAAUGUUAGCCUUUUUUUGCUGUUUUUGUUCUGAAAUUUAUGCUUUCGUUGUUCUCAGCAUGCUGAUUGCUAGACGUUGUUGUUGGUUUGUAGUUUCUAUGUUAGAGAUGUGUUUCUUCAAUGAGUGCGGAGUUACCUUGCUGUGCUGUACAGCGUUGCUUCAUUUUUUUGUGCAGAAGACGACGUGUACCAUACCAAAAAUGAUGUAAAUACUACUUAUUCCUGACAAUGAAAUGCUGGAAUAAAGUGGAAUAUGGGCAAUGUA
Branchiostoma belcheri (Belcher's lancelet) is the source of this 5085-nucleotide messenger RNA. RefSeq names its product meteorin-like protein. The record is from RefSeq and is a predicted model, not a curated record. The transcript has 4 exons. Gene Ontology annotation, molecular function: hormone activity. NCBI's taxonomy places the organism in Eukaryota, Metazoa, Chordata, Leptocardii, Amphioxiformes, Branchiostomatidae. The coding region runs from base 566 to 1477 and encodes 303 amino acids.